Lindgomyces ingoldianus is the source of this 5439-nucleotide messenger RNA. RefSeq lists its product as uncharacterized. Lineage: Eukaryota; Fungi; Ascomycota; Dothideomycetes; Pleosporales; Lindgomycetaceae. Gene Ontology annotation, biological process: transmembrane transport; phosphatidylinositol dephosphorylation. Gene Ontology annotation, cellular component: intracellular membrane-bounded organelle. The transcript has 5 exons. The record is from RefSeq and is a predicted model, not a curated record. Gene Ontology annotation, molecular function: transmembrane transporter activity; phosphatidylinositol-3,5-bisphosphate 5-phosphatase activity. The coding region runs from base 111 to 5246 and encodes 1711 amino acids.
UUCCGCUCAUGUAACUGCGGAUAUUUUUCCAUCGAACGUUACAGCAUCCGAUGUCCUCAAUUCAUCUCGCCCCUGCCCUCCGCUAAGGGGCUCGUCGAUCGGUUCGCAAGAUGCUACCCUCGUCGUCUCCCGAACUCCUCCAUAGACUCGAAGAGUCAGGCUCGCAAAGCACUGACGAUGCGUCUACACACCUCACGCCCUCCGACGGGGAGUCGGACGACGGACUUCCGAUGAUAGAUGGGAUGUAUGAGGGAGAGAGCUACCAGUUAAUGACUUUGCCUAAGGGCGGCAAUGCCUCAUCAAGGAAUGAUACUUUGGGAGUACCACAAGAAGAGGGAGCAGGCGAAGACGCGGCAUUCUUGCCGAGUCCGCAACGUUUUUCUAUGAGCUCGGUACAGAGCUAUGAGAUCUAUACCCCAGACGAGAAUCGGGCUGUGUUGAAGAAGCUGGACAGGCGGCUGGUGCUUUUUAUGGCGCUGUUGUAUUGCUUGAGCUUUCUGGACCGGUCAAACAUUGGCAAUGCACGAAUAGCAGGUCUUGCAAAGGACCUCCAUUUGGGCUCGCAGCAAUAUGAAUGGCUGCUGUGGGCUUUCUAUAUUACUUAUAUUGCUUUCGAAUGGAUGACAUUAAUGUACCGCAUAGUCCCUCCGCAUAUCUACAUAUCUAUCUGCAUAUUAUCCUGGGGCAUCAUAGCUUCCCUUCAGGCCAUUUCUACUUCUUUUGGCUUCUUAUUAGCUCUCCGAGCUCUUCUUGGAGUUGGAGAAGCUGCAUUUGGACCCGGUGUUCCCUUCUACCUGUCCUUCUUCUUCCGGCGCGACGAAUUAGCGUUUAGAACAGGACUGUUUAUAUCCGCUAGCCCGCUCUCGGCAUCUUUCGCAGGCGCUCUUGCAUGGGUCAUCACGAAACUAGGAGAGCAUGGACCGCUCAGCCCUUGGAGGCUACUAUUCCUCAUCGAAGGAUUCCCGAGCAUUUUAGUUGCGGUUUGGGCUUGGGAUCUCAUUCCUGAUGGGCCUGGGACGGCGAAGUUUUUGAGCCCGAGACUGCAAGAAGUCGCAGUGCUCAGGCUGAGGCAGGAGAAGGAAGACGAGGAGGAGGGCUACGAUGGUGAGAAGCAUGAGAUUGGAAGGGAACAACGCAGGGGCGUGGUACUUUACGAAGUUCUGCAGACCCUCGUGGACCCUAAAUGCUACCUCACAGCUUUUAUGUUCUUCAGCUGCAACGUAGCGUUUAGCUCCAUGCCGGUCUUUCUACCAACCAUCAUCAGAGACAUGGGCCAUUCCUCAGUCAUGUCUCAAGCUCUCUCCGCUCCACCCUAUCUCUUUGCUUUCGUGGUAGUGCUCAUUACGGCAUACAUCUCGGACCUCUAUCAAACUCGCUCAGCCUGCAUUAUCUUCCACUCUCUCCUCGCCUCCGCUGGCUACACCACCAUCGCUAUCUCCGGCUUUUACGAGUCGCCCAACACCACAAUCCGCUACCUAGCUCUGUACCCCGCUGCUGCAGGCUUCUUCUCCGCCAUCACAAUCAUCAUCACAUGGACCAUCAACAAUCAAGAAAGCGACAGUAAAAAAGGCACCGGAAUGGCCAUGCUUAAUAUUAUCGGGCAAAUGGGCCCACUGGUUGGGACCAGCAUCUUUCCAGAGGAAGACGGUCCGUGGUACGUUAGAGGUAUGGGGGUUUGCGCGGUGUUCAUGCUUAUGGUUGGAGUACUGGCGGCGGUUCUGAGAGUUUUGCUGGGGAUCCAGAACAACAUGAUCCAGAAAGCGAAGAAGGGUCGAGGUGGUGAGUAUGCUGGCGUUCCUCUCGAGGAGGGAGGGAUUGUGAAGGCUUUCUUUCUUCGUUGGACUUCCAGCAUGGAUGGAUCGAAGUUCAACGCUGAGACAAGCGAGCGGCCAAGCUCGCUGGUCGAUUCCUCAAAGGCCAACAAAUCGCAAGACAGCAUCCAAAUGAACGGCCCUGAGGAAUCCGAAAAAUCGUCCCUGGAUGCCCGCACACCAAAGAUUGCUAUCAGCAACGAAGGCCCUGUCAACGACUUCAAGCUAGAGAUCGAUACGGAGAAGGGGCCGGGGAUCCCAAGGGGUGAGGCGGAGUCGAUCCGCUUCGAUGGUGAUGAAGAGGAUCCUGCCGUUCCAAUUUCUUUCCAGAGAUCGACGAGCCCGGCGGUCAUGCAGUGGAAUAAAGGAGCUGCGUAUGAGAAGGUGGGCGAGGAUGGAAUUAAUAGGAUGUAUAAGUUCUCUCUUUACGAAACUAGCGCCAGGUUCUAUUUGGUGGGGGCCGACAUCAUGGACAAGCAUUACCGGGUCUUGAAGAUUGAUCGGACAGCACCUCCCGGGCACUUGAAUAUCUUCGAAGAUGACAUUGUCUACGACAAGCGGGAGAUGAACCAACUUCUCAACGCAAUUGACGAUGGCAAUAAGGGCUCUGGAGGCAUGAAGCUUAAGUGUAGUAGCUGGGGUCUUUUGGGCUUUAUCAGGUUCACAGAAGCUUACUAUAUGCUGCUCAUCACUAAGCGACAACAAAUGGCGAUGAUCGGAGGCCACUAUAUUUUCCAAGUCGAUGGCACGGAGCUCAUUCCACUCACCACAGGCUCAACAUCUCGUUUCCAAAAAGACCGGAACCCAGAAGAAGCAAGGUUUCUGAGCAUCCUCAAUAAUCUGGACCUCACACGAUCUUUCUACUUCAGUUAUUCUUACAAUAUCACUAGAAACCUUCAACAAAACAUCAUCCGAGAACGAGAAGCUUUAACCCAAGGUCGGAAACCCCCAGCUCGUGACUUUCAAGAUAUGUUUGUAUGGAAUCACCACUUGCUGGAGCCUGCACGCGUAGCUUUGAAAAGUGUAUAUGACUGGUGCCACCCAAUUAUUCAUGGUUUCAUUGAUCAGUCACCUCUGGACGUUUUCGGCCGAAAGGUGUAUAUCACCGUCAUAGCAAGGCGGUCACGAUUCUUCGCAGGCGCACGCUUUCUCAAACGUGGAGCGAAUGACCUAGGAUACGUAGCGAACGAUGUAGAGACGGAGCAAAUCCUUUCUGAAGGCCUUACCACCUCCUUUCAUGCCCCUGGGCCUCGACUUUUUGCGAGCCCGACCUACACGUCUUACGUGCAGCACCGAGGAAGUAUUCCGCUGUAUUGGACACAAGACAGCACCGGUGUCACACCAAAACCAGACAUCGACUUAAACCUCGUGGACCCUUUCUACAGCGCCGCCGCCCUCCACUUUGAUAACCUUUUUGAGAGGUACGGGGCACCUGUGUAUGUCCUGAAUCUUAUCAAAGCGCGAGAACGGACACCAAGGGAAUCGAAAUUGCUCCACGAGUAUCAGGACGCCAUCAGGUACCUCAACCAGUCACUUCCUGAUGACAAGAAGAUUCUGUAUGAGGCAUUUGAUAUGGCGAGGGCGUCCAAGACGCGAGGUCAAGAUGUAAUUCAGACUCUGGAAAAGCUUGCCGAGAAGGUGCUUCAAAAGACAGGCUUCUUCCAUAACGGAGACAGCAAUUUCGACACCCCACAAGUGCAAAAUGGAGUUGCAAGGACUAAUUGCAUUGACUGCCUAGACAGAACGAAUGCUUGUCAGUUCGUGGUUGGAAAGCGCGCCCUUGGUCGACAGCUUCAAGCCCUUGGGGUUAUUACAGGAAAUACAGUGGAGUACGACACAGAUUGCGUCGAUAUUUUCACCAGGAUGUUCCAUGGACACGGAGACGAAAUCGCAAUACAGUACGGAGGCUCUCAUUUAGUUAACACUAUGGCUACCUAUCGCAAGAUAAACCAUUGGCAAAGCAGUUCACGAGAUAUGGUCGAGAGCUUCAAACGCUACUAUCACAACUCCUUCCUAGAUUCACAGCGGCAGGAAGCCUACAACCUCUUCCUUGGAAUCUACACAUUCGCUCAAGGCCAGCCUAUGCUGUGGGACCUGGCGACAGAUCACUAUCUCCACCAUGCGGACCCACGAUCCUGGCUGUACAAGCCACGGCGAAACUACAUUAAUUGGUACAACCCGGGGAAUCUCGAGCCUCGCUCGCUUCCUGCUUCAAUGAGACCGAUCAGGAAACAGUUACAGCUCACUCAGAAGGGUGGUGUCAGUCUGUAUGACGACUACUGGCUCGAAUAUUAUCGUCCUCUCGCCAUAUCUUCCUUCCUCAAAAUCUUCGCCUUUCGAUUGAACUCGCCUUCACGGCAUGCCUCCGAUAAAUCCCUCCCACCUCGUGACCAAGAUCUCUCACCUUUUGUCAUCCGCCGGAGACAACACGACCAAGACUCCCCUGGCAAAGUCGAAAAGAAGCCUCCGCGCAAAGGCGUCACCAUCGUCGAUCCAUCCAGCGAGACAGACACCCGCGACGGCCUGAAUCUAAAUCUGCGACGACGAAAAGAUAACCUUCUUCAUCAACCCGAAACCAGCUCGCCUAUCAAGCAAUCCAUACUACGAGACCCGCAUUUCGAAACCCAGAUGCCGUCACCCUCUGCACCCGUUAAAAGUGACAUCUUCCACUCCCUCUCAAACUUCACGUCUACAGGUCUCUCUACCUCAUUCCAAAAGCCAUUCAAACCCGCCGACAAAGCUCUCAUCAACCAAUGGACUCUCGCCCAAUUCCAUGAAAACAGUCUGAACCCUAGCGUCACCGUAGCAGAAGAAGACGAAUACUGGCGCUACAUCGAGCAUCCCUUGAACCUACCACUCGUCGUGAGCACUGAGACGCCGAGUGCCGAUGACCCAGCCGCAUUGGAGUUCUACGAGUAUCUGAGUAUGAGUGAAGGAGGAGUAGGGGGAGGUGGCGGCGCGCAGAGCGACGCAGCGAGUACGAGGCCUACGACCGCGGACGCGCUUAGGACGCCAGUUGAUGCUGAUUCGGCGUCGGUUCGGUCACUGCCUUUAUCGCGGCCGACAUCUUCUGCUGGGUUGUCGAUUAAUAUACCAUUCUCACAUCCUCAUUAUCAUCUUCAUCCCCAUUCCCAUUCCCACACCCAUCUGAACCACCACCUCCACCUCGAUACCCACACCCACACUCAAUCUCAAUCCCAAUUUCACACGUUCAAUGGCUCCACCAACCCCGCAACCAGAUUCCAGGUUUCAGACGAAGACAUCGAAGAAUUUGAAGAAUUCCUCAAAGUCGCUGAGAACCCAUUAGACGUGUUAGAGGAAGAUGGGGGGAAGAAGAGGUAUAAGGCUUACAGGCAAUGGUUGAAAGGGAAGAGCUUUUUUAAGCAGAGUAAGGUAGAUCCCGAGUGGCAGCAGAAUCAGUUGCCUGUGAGGUGAAGUAGAUGGAACAAGGAGAUUGAGGUCGGGUGGGGUAUGGAGUAUAUGGAGGGGGAUGAGGUCUUCGCAUCAUCAUAGCGUUGGUAUCAGGAAUGCGGUGUUUUGUUGCACGCUUGUAGGACACUUCCCAGUUAUAUGGAUUUGGGGUGUUAUCGACGGAAAGUGUUAUAAACUUAGAUACCAGAAGUAUGCG